This is a messenger RNA of Rhincodon typus (whale shark), 582 nucleotides long. RefSeq names its product male-enhanced antigen 1 (gene mea1). NCBI's taxonomy places the organism in Eukaryota, Metazoa, Chordata, Chondrichthyes, Orectolobiformes, Rhincodontidae. The annotation marks the transcript as partial. The transcript is spliced from 3 exons. The record is from RefSeq and is a predicted model, not a curated record. Gene Ontology annotation, biological process: spermatogenesis.
CUUGUUCUGCCGAGCCUUCGUUGACCGGAUGUUUAUGGGUGAGUUGAGCCGGAAGUUGCUGUUAUUGGUGCGGUUCAGGCUUGUGACCUGUGGAUGGAAAUUGCGGCCUGGAGAAUGAGUCCGGAGCGAGUCUUACCUGAACCCGAGGAUGAGCAACAGCAGCAGCCUCCGCAGGAAUUGGGCGCUGGCCCUGGUCCUGGCCCGGUUCCGGCCCAUUGGAGCAGUGAGGAUGACGACGAGGAGGAGGACGAAGAAGAAGAAGAGGAAUCCGGUGGAGGCCCCGAGUCCCCUAGUCCCGGCGGCGGUUAUCAGUAUCUGCCCUUGAGUCAGGAGCCUGGGCCUGGGGGCGCUGCCGAGCCCGACAUCGGGGAGCGGCUGCAGGAAUUGCGACUUUAUCUCCCUGAAGCACCAGCGGACAGUGACGAGGAGGAGGAAGAGGGAGCAACUCCAAGCAGUCGGCAGUCUAUACCCAUGGACCCAGAACAUGUGGAAUUGGUGAAGAGGACCAUGGCUGCAAUCAAGAUCCCAAGCCUGGGAGUCCCAUCGUGGGCCCAAGAAAUCUCUGAUGAACAGUGGCAGUCU